Messenger RNA from Salvelinus fontinalis (brook trout), 3623 nucleotides. Its product is annotated as protein FAM200C-like. Lineage: Eukaryota; Metazoa; Chordata; Actinopteri; Salmoniformes; Salmonidae. Gene Ontology annotation, molecular function: protein binding. The transcript has 7 exons. The coding region runs from base 182 to 2380 and encodes 732 amino acids. The record is from RefSeq and is a predicted model, not a curated record.
AAUAUAUUUUGUUUUAGUCCCGUUUCCCUCCAUGGUUUCUCCUCUCCGCGGGUAACUUGGCUUUUGGCUCAGUUCAUUAUACAGUCCCAUAUUCUUCCUUCAUUAGGGCAUCUCUCUGCCUUUGGACUGAAUAUAAAUUACACCGACACACAAGAGAAAAGUUAAACUUUCGUAGGGCGAGAUGGACAUGAAAAAGAGGAUCCACUUGGAACUAAGAAACAGGACCCCAUCUGAUGUACGAGAAUUUGUCCUGGAUAACUGCAGAUCAAAUGAAGGGAAAAUUGAAGGUCUCACAGCAGAAUUCGUCAAUCUGGAAUUCCUCAGUUUGCUAAACGUUGGCCUAAUCUCAGUCUCCAACCUUCCCAAACUUGGGAAACUCAAAAAGUUGGAACUCAGUGACAAUAGAAUCUCUGGUGGCCUUGACGUGCUAGCAGAGAAACUCCCCAACCUCAAACAUCUAAAUCUAAGCGGGAACAAACUGAAAGACAUCAGUAUGUUGGAACCUUUGAAAAAGCUGGACAGCCUGAAGUCUCUGGAACUGUUCAGCUGUGAGGUGACCAACCUGAACGACUACAGGGAGAGUGUGUUCAAGCUGCUCCCUCAGCUUACCUACCUGGACGAGUACGAUGUGGAGGACCGAGCGGCAUCCGACUCGGACGGUGUGGACGAUGACGAAGAUGAGGAGGGAGAGGAGGAAGACUUUGAUGAGGAGGAUGAUGACGAAGGAGUAGAAGGAGAGAAAGAUGAGGUCAGCGGCGAUGAGGAGGAGGAAGACAUUGGCAUUGAUGGUGAAGUUGAAGAUGAGGAGGACGAGGAUGAAGAGGAUUCUAGUGUACCCAUCAACAAACCGAUCCUCACAGCAUCGUACGAAGUUGCUUACCUGAUCGCAAAGCAGGGCAAACCAGACACCAUUGGUGAAACACUCAUAAAACCAGCUGUGUUGAAGAUGGCGAAUAUCAUGCUGGGAAAAGAGGCUGAAGUUAAGUUAUCCCAAAUUCCUCUUUCAAAUGACACCAUCAGCGACAGAAUAGAGGACAUGAGCAAAGACAUCUUGGCUCAAGUAGUUGCAGAUCUGAUUUCAAGCCCGGCAAAAUUCAGCCUUCAACUCGACGAGACCACAGACGUUUCCAAUCUAAGCCAGCUUGCUGUAUUCGUGCGCUAUGUGAAAGACGACGUGAUAAAGGAAGAUUUUUUAUUUUGUAAGCCUCUUACAACAACAACUAAGGCAGCCGAUGUGAAGAAACUUGUGGAUGACUUCUUCAAAGACAACAAUCUUUCGUGGGAUAUGGUUUCUGCAGUUUGUUCGGACGGAGCUCCAGUCAUGCUGGGAAGAAAGUCUGGUUUUGGUGCGCUAGUGAAAGCCGAUGCACCACACAUCAUUGUUACGCAUUGUAUUCUGCACAGGCAUGCGUUGGCAACAAAAACCUUGCCUCCAAAACUGGCAGAAGUACUAAAAAUUGUAGUGGAAUGCGUGAACUAUGUGCGAACUAGUGCUCUGAGGCACCGCAUCUUCAGUGAGCUGUGUAAAGAAAUGGGCUCUGAAUUCGAGGUACUUCUGUACCAUUCUAACGUUCGGUGGUUAUCCCAGGGACAGGUGCUGAAUCGUGUUUUUGCCGUGCGUGUGGAAUUAGCCCUGUUUUUGCAAGAGCACCAACAUUGUCAUGCAGAUUGCUUCAAAAAUUCUGAGUUCAUUCUCAUUUUAGCGUACAUGGCUGAUAUCUUCGCAGCUCUCAAUCAUCUCAAUCAAAAGAUGCAAGGCGGUGGAGUCAACAUCAUCGAAGCGGAGGAAAACCUGAAGGCUUUUCAAAAAAAGCUAUCGUUAUGGAAACGACGAACAGAGAACGAUAACUUCGCAAACUUUCCCCUGCUGGACGACUGUGUAAGUAAGAUCGAAGAUGUAUCUGGAAUCGGAGACAUUUCUGUACCCGCGGAACUGAAGCAAGCAAUUGCCACGCACUUAGAUGAGCUUGCAAAGUCUCUCGACGGAUACUUCCCUACAAGAGAGUCAUAUCCAGCAUGGGUGAGGCAGCCGUUCACGUUUAGUGUUGAGACAACAGAUGUCAAUGAUGAAUACCUCGAUGAAAUCAUUGAAAUUCAGCAUAGCCAGGUUCAACAGCAACUCUUCAGAACAACAACGCUUUCAACGUUUUGGUGUCAACAAAUGGUAACGUACCCUGUUAUUGCUAAGAAAGCUCUGGAGAUUUUCAUACCGUUUGUUACAACAUAUCUUUGCGAGCAAUCCUUUUUGAGGAUGCUGGACAUAAAAAUGAAGAAAAGGAACAGACUUUGUUGCGAAAAUGACAUGAGAAUGGCACUUGCCAAGGUGAAGCCGCGCAUUUCUGAACUGGUCUCUGAAAGGCAACAGCAGAAGUCACACUGAUUUGCAGUAAAUAUUCAUUAUUUUGUUUUUGUGUGAAAAUCAUAUUUUGAUGAUUUAGUUCUUUGAACAUGCGGUGUUGAUGUUGAUGCACGGUUCAUUUUGUGCACCAGUAAAAUAUUUACUUAUGAUUUGAAUUUGAAAAAAUCAUUUUAUUUUUCCAAUUAAGAAGGGUUCGGUGAAUGCGCAUAUGAAACUGGUGGGGUUCAGUACCUCCAACAAGGUUAAGAACCACUGCGCUACAAGCUUGGCACACCUGUAUUUGGGGAGUUUCUCCCAUUCUUCUCUGCAGAUCCUCUCAAGCGCUUUCAGGUUGGAUGGGGAGCGUUGCUGCACAGCUAUUUUCAGAGAAGUCCGGGCUCUGGCUGUGCCACUCAAGGACAUUGAGACUUGUCCCGAAUCCACUUCUGCGUUGUGUCUUGGCUGUGUGCUUAGGGUCGUUGUCCUGUUGGAAGGUGAACCUUUGCCCCAGUCUGAGCGCUCUGGAGCAGGUUUUCAUCAAGGAUCUCUCUACUUUGCUCCGUUCAGCUUUCCCUCGAUCCUGACUAGUCUCCCAGUCCCUGCCACUGAAAAACAUCCCCACAGCAUGAUGCUGCCACCACCACGCUUCAAAGUACAGAUGGUGCCAUGUUUCCUCCAGACGUGAUGCUUGGCAUUCAGGACAAAGAGCUCAAUCUUGAUUUCAUCAGACUAGAGAAUCUUGUGCCUUUUGACAAACUCCAAGCGGGCUGUCAUGUGCCUUUUACUGAGGAGUGGCUUCCGUCUGGCCACUCUACCAUAAAGGCCUGAUUGGUGGAGUGCUGCAGAGAUGAUUGUCCUCCUGGAAGCUUCUCCCAUCUCCAUAGAGGAACACUGGAGCUCUGUCAGAGUGACCAUCAUUAAAUGCUGCAGACAUUUUUGGGUACCCUUCCCCAGAUCUGUACCUCGACACAAUCCUGUCUCGGAGCUCUAUGGACAAUUCCUUUGACCUCAUGUCUUGGUUUUUGCUCUGACAUGCACUGUCAACUGUGAGACCUUAUAUAGACAGGUGUGUGCCUUUCCAAAUCAUGUACAAUCAAUUGUAUUUACCACAGUUGGACUCCAACUCUAAUCAACAUCUCAAGGAUGAUCAAUGGAAACAAGAUGCAUCGGAGCUCAUUGUCAAGUCUCAUAGCAAAGGGUCUGAAUACUUAUGUAAAUAAGGUUUAUUUAUUUUAACUAUUUUUUUCAUUUGCAAAAAUUAAAAAAACUUGUUUUCGCUUUGUCA